GCGCCCGGCUCCUCUCGCUCUAUGGCGGCCGCCCGUGCGGGGCCGGCUGAGCUGGGCUUCGUGGAGGCGGCGCCGGCGUGGCGGCUGCGCAGCGAGCAGUUCCCAAGCAAGGUGGGCGGGCGGCCGGCGUGGCUGGGCGCGGCCGGGCUGCCGCGGCCCGAGGAGCUGGCCUGCGCGCUGUGCGGCCGCCCGCUGGCCUUCCUGCUGCAGCUGUACGCGCCGCUGCCCGACCGUGCCGACGCUUUCCACCGCGGCCUCUUCCUCUUCUGCUGCCGGGCGCCGCCGUGCUGUGCGGGCCUGCGCGUGUUUAGAAAUCAGCUACCCAGGAAAAAUGACUUUUACUCAUAUGAGCCACCUUCUGAGGAUCCUCCUCCAGAGACGGGAGAGUCUGUGUGCCUCCAGCUCAAGUCUGGUGCUCAUCUCUGCAGGGUUUGUGGCUGUUUAGGCCCCAAAACAUGCUCCAGAUGUCACGAGGCACAUUACUGCAGCAAGGAGCAUCAGACUCUAGACUGGAGAUUUGGGCAUAAGCAGGCUUGUACACAAUCAGAUUAUUUGGACAGAACAGUUCCAGACCACAGCUUCCUUUUUCCAGAAUUUGAAAUUGUAAUAGAAACAGAAGAUGAGAUUACACCUGAAGUUGUUGAAAAAGAAAAUGAAUCGGAAAUUAUAGGGAGCAUGGGUGAAGCACCUGAGGAAGAAUUGGAUUCCAUGGCAAAACACGAAUCCAAGGAAGAUAAAAUUUUCCAGAAGUUUAAAACUAAAAUAGCCCUUGAGCCAGAACAGGUUCUCAGAUACGGCAGAGGGAUUGCACCCAUCUGGAUCUCUGGUGAAAAUAUCCCUCAAGAAAAGGAUAUUCCAUAUUGCCCCUGUGGUGCCAAGAGAACAUUUGAAUUCCAGGUCAUGCCGCAGCUGCUCAACCACCUAAAGGCCGACAGACUGGGCAGGAGUGUCGACUGGGGUGUCCUGGCUGUCUUCACCUGUGCUGAAAGCUGUAGACUGGGGAUUGGCUACACAGAGGAAUUUGUUUGGAAGCAAGAUAUAACAAAUACACCCUAAAGAGAAUGUCGUAAAGCCUUAAAAAUGCUCAUAAUCUCUUAGACCUUGCAAGUCCAUUUCUAGGACUUUAUCCUAAGGAAAUAAUUAUAGCAGAGACAAAGGUACAAAGAUGUUGUUUUAGGUGAGUUUACAAUGUGUAAAUAUUAGUGCAACAAAAAUGUCUGGUGACAGGUAUUUAAAGAAAUUUUGGUGAAUCCCUACA
Messenger RNA from Odobenus rosmarus divergens (Pacific walrus), 1258 nucleotides. RefSeq names its product programmed cell death 2 (gene PDCD2). The record is from RefSeq and is a predicted model, not a curated record. NCBI's taxonomy places the organism in Eukaryota, Metazoa, Chordata, Mammalia, Carnivora, Odobenidae. The coding region runs from base 22 to 1056 and encodes 344 amino acids. Gene Ontology annotation, cellular component: nucleus; cytoplasm. The transcript has 6 exons.